Molecule: messenger RNA, 2553 nt
Organism: Heteronotia binoei (common prickly gecko)
Lineage: Eukaryota; Metazoa; Chordata; Lepidosauria; Squamata; Gekkonidae
Gene: MNT
Product: MAX network transcriptional repressor
Exons: 6
Coding region: 1-1704 (567 amino acids)
Biological process (GO): regulation of transcription by RNA polymerase II
Molecular function (GO): DNA-binding transcription factor activity, RNA polymerase II-specific; RNA polymerase II cis-regulatory region sequence-specific DNA binding; protein dimerization activity
Source: RefSeq, a predicted model, not a curated record
AUGAGCAUUGAGACGCUGCUGGAGGCCGCCCGCUUCCUGGAGUGGCAAGCCCAGCAGCAGCAGCAGGCGCCGCGCGAGGAGAAUGAGAAGCACGAAAAGCUUCUCCUGGAGUGUGAACAGGAGCAGAAGAAGACCAGUGUGCAGAGGAUUAACCAUGCCGUUCACCCCGAGGAGCCCCGCAAUGAACUCCCAGCAGUCCCCUUGUCUCCUCCAGCUCCUCCUCCUCCCCCUCCACUUGCAGCCCCCAUCUCCGUCAUUCCCAUCCCUGUGGUUGCCAGCCCCCCACAACAGGUGGCCCAGAGUGCCCUGUCCCCUCCUCUCAUCCCGCGCCACCAGCCCCUCGUCACCACCACAGGCCUCAGCAAGGAAGCAGCCCUGGUGGCACCUGUGAUCCAGAGGACGUCUGGCCCGCUCCUGCCUGACAUCAAGGCCCCCGCACCCCAUUCCGGGAGCCCUAAGCAGCUCCCCCACUAUGCCGCCCCCGUCCUGGCCAUCUCCCAGCACCACAUGGUCCAGCACCCCAUCCAGCCACAGCCACCUCCGCACCAGCCACUGCAGCAGCAUCCGGUGGCCCCCCAGUCACUUGGCACUCUGAAGCUGGCUCCCUCGGAGGAUGCCAAACCCAGCGAGCAAAAGAAAAGACCUGGCGGGGUUGGCACUCGGGAGGUCCAUAAUAAAUUGGAGAAGAACAGACGUGCCCAUCUGAAAGAAUGCUUUGAGACUCUGAAACGCAACAUUCCCAACAUUGAUGACAAGAAAACUUCUAACCUCAGCGUCCUACGGAGUGCCUUGAGAUAUAUCCAGACCUUGAAGCGUAAGGAGAAGGAAUAUGAGCAUGAGAUGGAGCGGCUGGCCCGAGAGAAGAUCGCCACGCAGCAGCGGCUUGAGGAGCUGAAGAAUGAGCUGAGCCAACGGAUGGACAUCACAGAGAUCGAGCGCAUCAUCCGGCAGACGGUCCAGCCAGAGGACGAUCAAGCGUCUACCUCCACUGCUUCAGAGGGUGAAGACAACAUAGAUGAGGACAUGGAAGAGGACCAGCCAGUGAAUUCGUUGCCAAAGCUUGCUCAUCGGCAGCACUCUGAGCUUUUGAAGCCUCUGCCCCCGAAUGCUGCUUCCUACCACCCACCGGUGCUGCCUCUCCCCCAGAAGCACACCCCACCCCACACGCAGCCCCCCCUCCAGCCUCAAGCACUGGUCCAGCCCCAGGCCAUCGUCCCGGCACAAACUCACCUGGUGGCCGCCUCCACGGUGCAAUCGACUGUUAUCGCCCACACGGCCACCACCCACGCCUCCGUCAUCCAGACUGUCAACCACGUCCUCCAGGGCCCCCAGCCCAAGCACAUCGCGCACAUUGCACCGUCCACCUCCAGCCCGGUCCAGCUGACCACCACGGCUCAGCCCAUCGGCCACAUCACUGUGCACCCGGCAACCCUCAACCACGUGGCCCACCUGGGCCAGCAGCUCCCCCUCUAUUCGCAGUCUGUGGCCGUCAGCCAGCCAGUGGUCAGCCACAUCGCCCACACCAUUUCUCACCAGCAAGUGAACGGAACCACAAGCCUUGGCCAGCCAGCAGUCAUGGCCAAGCCUGCUGCUGUAGGAACCCCGGUGGUCCACCACCAACAGUUGGUGGGGCAGACGGUCUUGAACCCGGUAACUAUGGUCACCAUGCCUUCUUUCCCGGUAAGCACCUUGAAGCUGGCCUGAGAGAGCAACGGGGAGCUCCAGCCCAAACUCCAUACAUUCCAAGCGCGCCCCGUUCCAGAGGAGGAGGAGAGAGCCACAGCGGGUGCGGGAACUUUGCUGUGAGAAUCGUGCAAAAGACUGGGUGGGAUGGGGCACUGGCAAAAAAUUAAAAAUUACCCCCCCCCCCCACACACACACACACUUUUCCUUCUUUCCAUUUAUCUAAGCAACCCGGUAACUGAGAAAUCGGGUCAGCUUUGCACUUGAAACCUUCCCUCCCAAUCAGAGAAAAUGUUUAAUGGUCCUUCAUAGUGAUUAUUAACCCCCCCACUUUUUACAUGUAAUCAAGGAGAUACGACUUAUAACGUCCUUAAGACUUUUUAAUUUCUCUUUUCCACAUCCCCCACCCUUUUUUUUGACGUGUCGCUUCUUUGUAGGAUUUUUUAAAUAAAAAUGGCUGAUCUCUUUAUUGAGACUCUGCAUAGAGUAAGAAAAAAAGAAAAUCAUAGAAUAUAAAUAUAUAUAUAAAUAUAUAUAUUUAUAUAUAUCUACCUGCCUAUAGCUACAUAUAUAUAUAUAAAUAUGGUUAUCAGUGAAGGCCAUUGAUACAGGUGGAUUCUUUGCAGGAAUAUUAGACACUCUUUCCUUUGGACUAAGAAGACAGAGCAUCCUUUUAAAAUCAGAAUCUUCAAAGACAGAUGGUUUGGCGGACCAGGGUAAAACCAUAUUUUAAAAACAGGAGCAUAACAUGUUACGGUAUUUCCUUUCAGUAUAUUUGCAUUUCAGUAAACCAUCUAUAAUCACUGUGACUUGUUAUGGCAUUUUAAAGAAAUCCUCUGUCUAAUAAAAGGAGAAGAAAAAAAAGUGGCA